Messenger RNA from Paramecium pentaurelia, 1196 nucleotides. NCBI's taxonomy places the organism in Eukaryota, Ciliophora, Oligohymenophorea, Peniculida, Parameciidae. The record is from the annotation of a GenBank genome assembly.
CAUGUAAAAAUUAGCCGUCUUGGCAUUAGUUCUUGCUAUCACAGCUGCUAAGUUCGUUGAUACUCAUACUAGCUUAGCCUAAAUUAAUGCUGAUCCAUUUGGACAUGUCGUAUUGUCAGCUAUCAAGGCUCACCUUCUUGCUUAGACUCCAGCCAAUGAAGUUAAUAUGUUAUUAAAUGGUGUUGGUGCUGGUAUUGUACAAGACUAAAAUGAUCAUGAUCAUGCAUUUGAACUUGAUACAACUACAAACAAUAGAGUAAUGAUUUGUGUAAUAUUCAGAUUGUUGAAGAUUUAGAGAAAGAGAUCUUAUAUCAUCAAAAUCAAAUUAGCUCUAACACUUAAUUGAGAGACGAUACUAUUGAAGCAUUAGCAGUCUCAGAAGAAGAUAUUAGAGUUACUAUCUAAGAUAUUGCUAAUAAUGAAGCCACUUAUGCUAGAGAAGAAGCCACAAGAAAUUAAUAACAUGAAACAUUUGUUGCUAAAGUUGCUGCUAUUGAUGAUGUUAUUGAUGCUAUUGAUGAAGCUGCCAAAUUGAUCUAACAUUUAAGUCUUGGAGCCUCAUUUGCUUAAUUAAAGAGCAAAUAUGAUACACUUCACAAGAAGCUUUCAGAUAAUACUAGUCAUAGUGCUUUAUUAUAAGUAUUUAAAUAAUAUAUAUAUAUAAUUAUAGCCAGUUAUCACAGCUCUUACAGAACUUGCUACUCAUGGAGUCAAUCAAAAAGCUUUGACUAAGAUUGCUUAACUUUUGAGUGAAAUUAGACAAUAAUUAGUGAGCGAGAAAGCUGCCAAGACUGUAUUAAAUAAAUUUUAAUAAUUAAGGAUGUUGAAGAUAGAUAAGCUGCACAUUGGGCUGAAUUCUCUGUUCAUUUAUCUAAUGAACAUACUAGAUUAGUUGAAAGAAAAGCUUAAUUAGAAGUCUAAAUCUAAGAAUAAAAAGAUACAAUUGAAGAUGCAUAAUCAUGGAUCGAAUUCCAUACUUUAGAAUUAGAAAAUAGUGAAGAAAGACUUGCUGGAUAAUAAGCAUGGUAUGCUGUUUAAUCUGAAAUCUAUGAAACUUAAACUGCUGAAAGGUAUUUAAUUAAUUUUUAAAUUAAUUUUAUAGAUAAGCUCAAUAAGAAAUAGUUGACAGACUCUAAGAACACAUUAGUGAAAAAUUGUCAACCACUGCACAAUUCAUUGCCAGCAGAAACUGAUUU